CUGGUCGACCUCUUAAGUCCUAUGAGUUGGCCAAUCUAGCAGCGAAACGCCUAACCAUUCGACGUUAAACGCUGAAUAGUGCAGCGUCUGUCGAACGCCGAACCGAGCGACGUUUAACUUGGUCAGCUAGACUGACCAUGCCGAACCAUUCGACGUUGUAAAGAACCAAUAUCUUCAACAGAAGCCUGACUUUCUCCCCAUUCUCUUUUCUUUCCCAAAAUUCCAACUUCUUCCCCAAAAUUCCAAUUUCAAUAUCUCGAGUUGUAGGAAGUUUUUUUCAAAUUCCUUCUGUGGGUUUGUUCUUCAUUGAAUUUGUGAUCGAUUGAAGGUGGUUUGGUGCGAUUUCAUCUACGAAAUAAUUCGAGUACGAGUAUGGAUGAAUUGAUAGACCGGUUGGAUACAGUUUCUUCAGAAAAUUGUGAUAGACAUGUGUGUCAAGAUGUUAUGAAAGAGUCUCGCAGUGUAAGCUUUAGAGGUAGUUUGAAAGAUGUUGAAAAGUAUUACCAAAUUGUAGUGCAAGAUAAUCCGGUAGCAAAACAAUUUUGUGAUAAUUGUGGCUUUUCCUCUGUUUUUGAGUUUGAUUUCACCAGUGGGGAUAGAGCCUUAGUUGAAGCCAUAGCUGAGAGAUGGUGGAAAAGUACCAAGAGCUUUCAUUUUCGGGAGUUUGAGAUUGGCCUCAACCCUUUAGAUUGGUACAUGUUAACGGGAAUUCCCACUGGUGACUAUUGUAAACGACCAAUAGUUAUGCCGCAGUUGGGUAGUCAUCUAACAUAUCCUGCUUUGGAUGAUCUGUAUUUUUCGGGUAUCAAAAUUCAUGGUCCAUGGGACUCUAAGACUAAUACAUUCUCCUUGGUGGUCUUGAAGAACUACAUUGAAAGUAGAAGAGGCCAGGAUAAUAUUGAUGUGCAGUGACAUUGACACGAGCAUUCUUUAUGUGGUGUUUUGGUCAUUUUCUUCUAACGCAUUCUAGUGGAAAAAUAGAUAAACGUUGGGUUUUGUUAUUGGAUGACUUGACUAGAGUUGGGGAGUAUGAUUGGGGUCUAGCUUCGUUAGGUAAUACCUAUGAAUAUCUCGACGAUUGGUCAACCAUAGGUACAAAUUUAGUUGGCAUGGUUGUGGUACUUGAAUAUUGGUACUAUUACUACUUUCGCAACAUGCAACCCUUGCUUUGUCAGACACCUGGAGGAUAUUAUGAUGUUUUCCCAAAUAUUUGUCUCUUCAAGAAGAUUAGGAUUGCAUCAAGGAAGAGAGAACAUCGAAACGGCCAAAAGGAUACUAUGAAACACUCAGUCAAAAGCUCAAGAACACAGAUUGACACAAGAACAAGGGAAACAUGUAUUUGGCAACCAUGGACAGAGAGUCAGUAUGCUGCGGGAGACCAAUAUGAGUAUGCACUAGAGGUAUCCAAAAAGAGAUUUCUUUUUGUUCACUUUGAAAAGCGUACAAGAGUUAGUUGUUAUUUGGCUGAGAGAUUCCAGAGGCAGAUUACAGGUGAUAUUGUAGUCCCGGCAAAUCCUCCAAAUUUGGAAACAAUUGAUGAAAAUGAUAUUGUAGUAGAGGUCAAUGACUAUUAUACAGUGACUGAGGAUCAAUAUAACACUCGGUGGACGAAGAAGAGUGUUGGACCUUAUGUCACUGAGUCAUACCAUGCACAGAACGUCGAUGAGAUAGCAGUGGGUAGCUCAGUUGUUCCUCGCCGUUUGUUUCCUGGUCAUCCUCCUCCUGACAUGAUGUCGCAGACAUACACCUAUGACACACAUAAUUAUCCCCCAUCACGAUUGCCGGAGAUAGAUUUCAGUUUACCAUUUUCCAAUGAAACCGGCGUAGAACGUCAAGUACCAGUUCCAAUGGUUCCUUGUCCGUAUAACUUUCUGCAGAUGAAUUUGACAAUGGAAGAUUGCAUUAGGUGGAUGGAAAAAUCAUGUUCAUACCAGCUUGGAUCUCGUCAAGCCGCAUGGGACGAGUCGUACAAAUCGGCUACAACUUCAUGUUCCUCAUCUGGCAGAUCUACAUCUUCUUCGGUACCAUAUAUCCAUCCUCCAAACAACCCAAAUGAAGCUUUUACAUCACAAGGCCUCACAUUAGGUGGUUCAUAUGAAUGGGCUACGGGUCAAGGAUUUUACACUCCUAGGGUCGAAGAUGGAGCUACUACAUCACAACAAGGAAAUGCACAAUAUCAACAAGGAGGAAAUGAAUUUACCGAUGCGUUGUUGGGAAGCGAGCCUAACAUUGUUUAUGAUACUCAGUUCAACCAAGAACCCCAUAAUUUCUUAUGACCUGAAUUAAAUUACUUGUCGUAGUGUUAUACUUUGUUUAAGAUUUUUUUAUGGAGUGUUUA
Molecule: messenger RNA, 2338 nt
Organism: Papaver somniferum (opium poppy)
Lineage: Eukaryota; Viridiplantae; Streptophyta; Magnoliopsida; Ranunculales; Papaveraceae
Exons: 3
Coding region: 933-2276 (447 amino acids)
Source: RefSeq, a predicted model, not a curated record